Lasiodiplodia theobromae is the source of this 1524-nucleotide messenger RNA. RefSeq names its product FAD linked oxidase. The coding region runs from base 1 to 1524 and encodes 507 amino acids. Gene Ontology annotation, molecular function: FAD binding. NCBI's taxonomy places the organism in Eukaryota, Fungi, Ascomycota, Dothideomycetes, Botryosphaeriales, Botryosphaeriaceae. The record is from RefSeq and is a predicted model, not a curated record. The transcript is spliced from 4 exons.
AUGCUCAAAGGCGGUCUUCUCAGCAAGGGCGCUGGGUUAGCUCUGCUUACAGCAACAGGUACCGCUCACGCAUUAGCUUCUCUCCCACGAGACAUUGCAAGCUGCUGCAACAUCCUCCGGAGUGCUGGCCUCGAACAUGUGUAUAUGCCCAACGAUGUAGCCUACUCGCAGCGGAUAGAGUCGUACUGGUCACUCACCUCACAGCUCCAUCCAUAUUGCAUUGUGCAGCCGUCAGACACUUCAGAGGUGGCCAAAGCGCUCACGGUCUUAACCCAAGAGACAUCCUGUAACUUUGCUGUGCGCAGCGGCGGCCAUUCGUCGAAUGCAGGCGCCAACAACAUCGACAAAGGCGUAACCAUCGAUCUCGGACUGAUGAACACGACAACCUACAAUGCCACCGGCGGCGUCGUCUCCAUCCAGCCCGCCGCGCGCUGGCUCAGCGUGUACCAGACAACCGAUGCUCUCGACGUCGGUGUCCUCGGAGGCCGUCUUAGCACCGUGGGCGUCGGGGGCUUAGUGACGGGCGGCGGCUUCUCAUUCUACCUAUACCAGCGGGGCUUAGUCUGUGACAGCGUGCAGGGCUUCGAAGUUGCGCUCGCCAACGGUACAAUCGUUGAGGCCAACCGGGGCGUAAACGCGGAUCUCUACACCGUGCUGAAAGGCGGCUCAGGCAAUUUUGGUAUCGUCACGCGCAUAGACAUGGAGGCCUUCGAGCGGACGCCAAUAUGGGGUGGCACGAGGACGUACGCGGCCGACGCUACCGAAGACCACAUACUUGCCAUUGUGGACUGGACUGACAACAUUGAGAAUUACCAGAAUGGCUCUGCCGUCAUCUUCUGGACAUACAAACCCAGCGAUGGCGCCAUCAUUGUCAAUUCUGUGCUUACGGAUGUGGGAGGCGUUGUUGCUGCACCAGCCUUCGACAGAUUUUUGGCUAUUCCGGGAAAUACUUCUUCCACCCUGAGUCUAACCAAUAUGUCGACCUUGGCAACUGGGACCCAGGCGGAGGGCUACCGGAAUGUCUGGUUCACCCUAACCUUCCGAAACAACGAGGCUGUUAUCAGGAAAGCCGUCGAACUCCACGAGGCCUUGGUCAAUGAACUCCUACAAGAGGUGGUUGAUGGCGAUUUCGAGACGCAGUGCUUUUUCCAACCGUUUCCGGCUGUGGUGGGCAAGCACUCCGCCGAGAGGGGCGGCAACAUUCUAGGCGUCGAUGCUAUUACGGAAAACGCCAUUGUAUGGCUGGGGUCCCUUGCUGUAAACGGUGUCGACGGGGAAACGCUUGCAAGACGGAAGAUGCAAGCAUGGAAGGACGCUAUUGAAGAGUAUAGCAGGAGCGUCGGCGCUUACAUUGGCUUCCGCUACGCAAACUACGCUGACCAGUCUCAGGACGUGAUGUCAAGCUAUGGAAAACACAACGUAAAGAAAAUGCUUGAGGUAUCGGAAAAGUAUGAUCCGAAUCGUGUAUUCCAAGCUCGCGCUCCCGGCGGCUUCAAACUGCCCAGCGAUGCUAUUGUGUUGUAA